AUGACUCGCAGCGCCACCCAGAGCCGCAUUGACGAGGUGCUUGCCAGGCGCGAGGCCGGGAUUCCCGCGGAAUGGCGCGUCACCAUCUCCUCCGAUGCCACAAAGGCCAUGAACGAUCUUCUGGACGACAAGGAGCGGGCAAUCGUGGACAUGACGGCCAUACAGCUACGCGACGAGAUCGCCGCAGGCCGCCUCACAGCUGUGGCCGCCACCACGGCAUACUGCAAGGCAGCAGCGGUCGCGCAGCAGACAACCAACUGUCUCAUCGAGCUAUUUGCUCAUGAGGCGCUGGCCAGCGCGCGUCGCCUGGACAUUGAAUUCACGCGCACAGCACGACCUGUCGGGCCGCUGCACGGUGUGCCCAUUAGCGUGGCAGACGAUGUAGACGUGCGUGGUCACAACGCGUCGGCUGGCUUCCUCUCUCUCGUGGACAAGGCGGUGGACGAGGACGCACACGCGAUUGCUAUCCUGCGCGAGGCUGGUGCAGUGUUCUUCUGCAGGACGACCAAGGCGCAGGUGCUUGCGCUCGAGACCGUUGGGUACUUUGGAACGACUUCGAAUCCUUGGAACCGCGAGCUUACUGGCGGUUCCGGGGAAGGUGCUCUGCUGGGCAUGAAAGGUUCGCCGCUAGGUGUCGCCACGGACGUCGGUGGCGGCGUUCGUAGCCCCGCGGCCGCGAAUGGCGUGUAUGCCUUCAAGCCGACGUCUGGUCGUCUACCAGCCGUCGGCGUCAGUGUAAUUCAUCCCGAAGGCUGGCACGGCAUGCCGCGUACCCAGGGUGCACUUGCGCGCUCUGCAGAGGAUCUGGAGCUGUACGUGCAGCUCAUGUGUGAGGCAGAGCCGUGGCACCGUGACCCUGCUCUUGUGGUGCGGCCAUGGGUGGCUUCCAAGGGCCCGGGGCGCAAGCUCCGCGUUGGCGUGAUGCGUGAUGACGGCGUCGUCGCCCCGGUCGAGGCGGUGGAACGUGCGCUCGAGAUCGCCCUCAACCGCCUCCGGCGGUCCUGCGACAUUGUACCGUUUGAGCCGUUCCAGAGCCGACAGGCUUGGGACAUUGCGCGCCGGCUGUACUGGCCGGACGGAGGGGCGCGGGUCAUGGACGCGCUCGCGGAUUCCGGCGAGGAGGUACGUCCUCUGACAAAGUGGAUCAUCGACCAGAGCGGACACGCAGGCCGUAUCCUGGGGACAGAGGAGCUGUUCACCCUCUGCGCGCAGCGAGACGACUUCCGCACUCGCCUUGCCGCCCAUUGGGCUGAUUCAGGCAUUGACGUCCUGCUCAUGCCCGUCGGGCCCACCCCGGCCCCGAUCCACGGUACGGCCAAGUACUGGAACUACACGUCCUACUGGAACCUUGCAGAUCAUCCCGCCGGCGUGUUCCCUACCGGUCUCUUCUGCGACGACGGUGACACCCAUGACCCGUACUGCUUCCCGCGCAAUCCCGUGGAGAAGGAGAUCUGGGAUAGCUACGAUCCAUCGUUGCAGGCCGGCGCGCCUUUGUGCCUCCAGGUCAUUGGGCAGAGGGGCUAUGACGAGGACACACUGUGGGCUAUGCGUGAAAUUGCAGCGGCCGUCCGGGCGGCGUGA
Molecule: messenger RNA, 1581 nt
Organism: Cutaneotrichosporon cavernicola
Lineage: Eukaryota; Fungi; Basidiomycota; Tremellomycetes; Trichosporonales; Trichosporonaceae
Exons: 3
Coding region: 1-1581 (526 amino acids)
Source: RefSeq, a predicted model, not a curated record